Molecule: messenger RNA, 729 nt
Organism: Paramecium primaurelia
Lineage: Eukaryota; Ciliophora; Oligohymenophorea; Peniculida; Parameciidae
Source: the annotation of a GenBank genome assembly
AUGAAUAGGAAUUAGUUACUAAUAUAUUUAUUUUCCUUAAUAAUAGAAACAGUAUAUUAUUAAUAUCAUCCAGUUCAACAUUGUAAAAUUUACUUAAAUUUCAGUCCAAUAUAUAAAUAUAUGAACCUUUUAAAUGAUCAAAUCUCUUAUUAAAAUUUAGAAUAAUAAACUGAAUAUUUCAAGUUCCUCAAUAGUUUAAAGGUUGAAGAGCAAUAUUUUCCAUAAAUUCAUAUUUAUUAUUAAUUAAUGUAAAGAGAAAAGCGUAUACCUUCUAGGGUUUGGCGAUACGAAGAAUACUCUCCUCCAAGACGACCUUCUUCAUCAAUCAAUCGAAGAUAAAGAAAGAGAGAAUUAUGCUAUUAUAAAAUACAAAAAAUAUCAUAAAAUUCUUAAUUUACUAAAGAAGAAGAUGAAAGCAUUCUUUAAUAUGUUAAAGAAUUAGGACCUAAAUUUGUUAAAAUUGCUACUUUCUUCCCUAGUAAGUCAUAUAGCAUGGUGAAAAACAGAUACUAUAAACAUUUAAGGAAUAAGCUGUUUGAAAGAAGAGGAAGUUAAGAAUUGAAUCCUAAUAAUUAAGACACUACUUAACAAUUUAAAAAUUCCAUGAUUUAACCUAGUAAUGAGAAAAUAGAAGAAUUGAAUUAACUUAUAUCUUCUAUAAACUUAUUUCCUGAAAUUACAGAAAUAACCAAAAGUUUUAUAGGUGAAUUGUCAAAGCAUUUGCUCUGA